UUCCAUCACACAUUUCAAUAUUUCAUCAUUCUCAAAUCUCAAUUCUCAAUGAUCAAACAUCAAUUCAAAGCCACUUCUCGAUUCCCGCACAGCUCUCACCCCCCACUAUACACACAGGAAAAAUCGAAGGAACAAAAUGCCGAGAAGCAGCUUUGCCAAGGUUGACGUCGUUAUUGACACUGGAAGUCCAUUGCUGGAUCGUACCGUUGAUGGCUUCUUCAAGAUUGGCACUGUUGCAGCCACUAGAGCAGUUGCUGAAGAUGCAUACCACAUUGCCAAAAGAGGAACCAUUUCAACUAAGAACGUAGAGGAAUCGUUGAAAAAGAUGUGCAAAGAAGGAGCAUACUGGGGAACUGUAGCUGGUGUUUAUGCUGGGAUGGAGUAUGGAGUAAAAAGGAUUCGGGGUACCAGUGAUUGGAAAAAUGCAAUGAUUGGGGGUGCUUUGACCGGAGCUCUGGUAUCUGCAGUGAACAACGGCAACAAAGACAAAAUUGUGAUGGAUGCUCUUACGGGAGGUGCAGUCGCCACUGCUGCAGAAUUUAUCAGCUAUCUCAACUGAGACUUCCAUGCCUGCUAUGUAUAUAGGGAAGAAAAACGUCUUAUUUCAUUUCUUCCUUAGGUUUCAAGAUUACCUCAAUAAUUGAGCGUUUUUUAACUAGCAUAUAUUGAAUUCGAUUACGAAAUUAGUUUGUGAUUCAAACUGAUUGUUCCCAUAUGACUACAAGGUCAUCCCUUUUUUGGUCAUAUGUGUUGACUAUGCUUCUUGCUUAUAAUAAGAGAAUAAAUUACAACAUUGUGAAAGGAAAAUGAACAUGGCUAAGGCUUAACGUAGUAUUUCCUGAUCAUAUAAAUUUCUGUCUACCUUGCAUUGGCUUGACAUGAGCAAGGAUAUACCGAAUAUAGUCUCCCUCACACUCUAUCAUACAAGCAAGUGCGCUGUAUGCCCAUGAUCUGUAGUCCCUUACGUCUGUUUUGGCUGGUGCAGCAGGAUACUUGCAUGCUUCGAGUUCGUGUUUUGGGGGGCGUCAACACCGUCUUUAUGUUAGAAUGUGAAUGUAUUUGAUUUUUAGAAGUGUAAAAGCUUUUUUAACAGUAGGGAAGCUUCUGAGUUCUGAAUUAGAAAA
Messenger RNA from Amaranthus tricolor (Joseph's coat), 1124 nucleotides. Its product is annotated as outer envelope pore protein 16, chloroplastic. Bases 137 to 559 code for a protein of 140 amino acids. Gene Ontology annotation, biological process: protein import into chloroplast stroma. The transcript has 6 exons. Gene Ontology annotation, molecular function: amino acid transmembrane transporter activity. Lineage: Eukaryota; Viridiplantae; Streptophyta; Magnoliopsida; Caryophyllales; Amaranthaceae. Gene Ontology annotation, cellular component: chloroplast outer membrane. The record is from RefSeq and is a predicted model, not a curated record.